Lodderomyces pseudojiufengensis is the source of this 807-nucleotide messenger RNA. It is a transcript of the gene ARO7, whose product is annotated as chorismate mutase. The record is from RefSeq and is a predicted model, not a curated record. NCBI's taxonomy places the organism in Eukaryota, Fungi, Ascomycota, Pichiomycetes, Serinales, Debaryomycetaceae. The transcript has a single exon. Gene Ontology annotation, cellular component: cytoplasm. Gene Ontology annotation, molecular function: chorismate mutase activity. Gene Ontology annotation, biological process: chorismate metabolic process; aromatic amino acid biosynthetic process. The coding region runs from base 1 to 807 and encodes 268 amino acids.
AUGGAUUUUAUGAAACCUGAGACUGUACUAGAUUUAAAUAAUAUUCGUGAAGCAUUAGUUAGAAUGGAAGAUACAAUAGUAUUUGAUUUAAUAGAAAGAUCACAAUAUUUUAGUUCACCAUCAGUAUAUAUAAAAAAUAAAUUUGAAAUUCCAAAUUUUAAUGGAAAUUUUUUAGAAUGGGCAUUAUUACAAAUGGAAAAAGUUCAUUCACAAAUUAGAAGAUAUGAAGCACCAGAUGAAACUCCAUUUUUUCCACAAGAAAUUUUAAAACCAAUAUUACCUUCAAUAAAUUAUCCAAAAAUUUUAUCAAAUUAUUCAAAUGAUAUAAAUGUUAAUAAAGAAAUUAUGAAAUUUUAUGUUGAAGAUAUUGUACCAAAAAUAAGUUGUAAAAAAGGUGAUCAAUUAGAAAAUUUAGGUAGUGCAUCUACUUGUGAUAUUGAAUGUUUACAAGCAAUAUCAAGAAGAAUUCAUUUUGGAAAAUUUGUUGCAGAAUCAAAAUAUAUAAAUGAUAAAAAAUUAUAUAUAAAUUUGAUAUUGAAAAAAGACGUUGAAGGUAUUGAAAAAUCAAUAACUAAUAGUGUAGUGGAACAAAAGAUAUUGGAGAGAUUAAUUGAAAAAGCUCGAAAUUAUGGUACUGAUCCUUCUUUAAGAUUUGGUACAACAAUUCAAAGUAAAAUAAAUCCUGAAAUUAUUGCUCAAUUAUAUAAACAAUUUAUUAUACCAUUAACAAAAAAAGUUGAAAUUGAUUAUUUAUUAAGAAGAUUAGAAGAUGAAGAUGAAGAAAUAAUAGAAAAAUAUAGAGAUUAA